CACCCACAUCCAAAUGACCUCUGGUACCAUGAUGGGAGUGUUGUCUUGAAAGCUGGAGACCGUUUCUUCCGGGUGCAUCAAUCUGUUCUCAGCCAGAAAUCUUCUGUUUUUGCCACCCUACUUCUUCAAAGUCAGGCAGAAAAUACAGAAACUUAUGAAGAGUGCCUUAUGGUCACACUGGACGAUGACGCUGAAGAGCUUCGGCAGCUCCUCCUCACGAUAUACGAGUUAUCGUACUUCGAGGACAAUGCGCAAAACUUCCUCUAUCUAGGUCCAAUCCUUCGUCUCAGCACAAAAUAUAAGGUGGAACGAUUGCGUGCAUUGGCACUUCAGCGACUGAAACGUGGUGUUCCAUCGACGCUUGCAGCUUUCGAUGAUCCUAAACAUCAGGAUGACCGCAAGAACGCGCAACGAAAUGCUCUUGCGGUCAUCAACCUCGCGCGGGAGUCCAACUGCUUGGAACUGCUUCCUUGCGCCUAUUACUACUGCUCCCGCUUGCCAACCAGUACAAUUUUGGAGGGUAAUGCACGUGGAGUCGUCAUAGCCUUACCAGACAUAACCGCUUGCAUCCUCGGAAAAGACCAGCUUUUGGAUAUACAACGUCGCAAAACUCACUCGUUUUUAUUCUCGUUUCCGAGAGCUGAAAUUUUGGAUGGGUCCUGCCGGAAGUGUGGAGAAAAAAUCGAGCUCUUCUUGCAAUAUUUUCAGUGCCAGGACUUCAAGACGCCUUGUACAUUCGAACAAUUCACGGAUUGGGAGAAAAUAGGAGCAUGCAAAGGCUGUGCUUCCUCAUACCAAAACAAACACAAGAAAGGUCGACAAGAUGCAUGGGCGGAACUUCCCAAGAUUUUUGGAUUGGAAAGUUGGGAGAAGAUAUUGUCUUAG
Messenger RNA from Suillus clintonianus, 885 nucleotides. RefSeq lists its product as uncharacterized. Gene Ontology annotation, molecular function: protein binding. The record is from RefSeq and is a predicted model, not a curated record. The transcript is spliced from 2 exons. The annotation marks the transcript as partial. NCBI's taxonomy places the organism in Eukaryota, Fungi, Basidiomycota, Agaricomycetes, Boletales, Suillaceae.